Molecule: messenger RNA, 1645 nt
Organism: Ornithodoros turicata
Lineage: Eukaryota; Metazoa; Arthropoda; Arachnida; Ixodida; Argasidae
Product: probable chitinase 10
Exons: 1
Coding region: 70-1551 (493 amino acids)
Biological process (GO): carbohydrate metabolic process; chitin catabolic process
Cellular component (GO): extracellular region
Molecular function (GO): chitin binding; chitinase activity
Source: RefSeq, a predicted model, not a curated record
CCCUCGCGCUUUCAAUUGACGGGCAUGUUUUGAAACGGAGGUUUCUGUUCUACCGGUCCUUGCUCAUCAAUGAAGGCGGCGUCCGCAAUCAACUCAACGUCCGACGCCCCCAUGCAAUCGGAUGGAAGAGAAGAUCGUGUCCUUGACUACUACAAGAACGAGAUGACCAAGACCAACACGAUGCUGUAUUUGACGCGCGUCAGUUUCUGCAUCUUCGUGGUCUUCGCUAUGUUCCUUCUAGGCAUGCUUUUCUUCUUCCAUGUUACUGGAAAUAGGGAAGUGCCUCCUCCCAUAGAGCGAAUCAUUUACCAAAGCGGGCCUUCCGUUGCAGAUUGUGUUAUCAACAACGCCACGUACAACGCAGGAAUAGCUCCAUCUGUCAUUUCCGUUCAAUCAGUCUUGACGACAUCUCAUGGAAGUCAAAGUAGUAAAACUGAUACGACGAUCACUACAACAAGUAUCUCUUCUGGGACGUUCAAACCAAGCAAUGAAAAGAGUGAACUUGGAAAAUCAGGACCGAAUAACCAGCUCGUAUUCUGCUUCUUUAACCGCACAUCGUACCGUAGGCAAGAACCACUCUCUAUCCACCAUAUUCCGGUCCACUUGUGCACGCAUGCCAUCUACUCUUCCGUCGGUGUAGACGAGUCCUUCCGUGUGCGACUAAGAGACAAAUCGUUUGACAUUGGUCAGGGUGGAAUUGAAAAGUUCGUUGCCCUGAAAGCACGCAAUUCCAAUCUGAAGGUCCUUGCUGGUCUCGGUGAGACUGGAGAUGACUGGAGAUUAUUGUACGACAUGAUUUCUGAUGGCGGAGUAAUGCGAACCUUCGCCCAAAACGCGGUGGACUGGGUCAUGUUAAAUAAGUUUCACGGCGUUGUUCUCAACUGGCUGCUUCCGCGUAAGACAGAUCGUGCGAAGAUCACUGAACUUGUAAUAGACCUCAAGAACCGCUUCACACCAAUGCAUUUAAUAGUCGCUGUGACUUUACCACAUCAAGCUGUGAUUCGUAGGUUAGCAUUCGAAGUUACUCGCUUGGCAGAGCAUUCCGACUUUCUCCUGUUCAACAUGUUCAGUGAGCACAACCACUCUAUUCCAAGAGCGACAUUCCCGGUGACGAACGAAGACGUAACGCUCUUUCCCAAAGCCGUGCGAUCUGAAAUUGGAAAAAAGCACUUCGACAAAGCGUGCUUCGUGCUGCCUCUUUAUGGCUUGUCAUAUACAUUGAGAAGGAAGGACCAUUCGCAUGUAGGAGCGGCAGCGCUAGGACCAGGGCUUCCGGGAAAGUUCACCAGAUCACCAGGCAUAUUGGCGUACAAUGAAAUAUGCUCUGCGAACUGGUCGUUGAUUAACACAGAUACGUUCGGAACUUUCUCAGUGAAAGGCAAUCAGUGGGUGGGGUAUCACGGUCCAACGAACUUAAGGAACAUCGUUAAGAUGAUCAGAAGGCGCCAUGGUGCUCGAUGCAUUGCCCUGUGGGAAGUUGGUUUCGACGAUUUCAAAGGGCGUUGUGGAACGCCAUACCCAAUCAUGCAGAAGUGUUGUGGGAACAUUUGACACUCUCUCCCAAGACAGUGAGGUAGCAGACGUUCGACGUGACAGAGUGAACAGUCGGUGACAGGAUGGAAUAAAUGUCCUUUUCAGCGUUGUA